AGGCGAGCCCCCCCCCGCCGGUCCCUCCCUCCGUCGCCGAAGGGGAGCCAGGAGAGGCGGAGGCGGAGGAGGCCCGGCAGGGAGGCGGCGGCGGCGGCGCCUGCGCAGAGAGGACCCGGCCGGCGGCGGGCGUCGCGUGGGAAGCGGCUGACACGUGGAGGCCGCAGGUGGCGCAGGUCCACUGGUGUCUGAUCCCGUCACGCUGAACAUGGAGAAUGAGGAAAAGCUGGUCAACAAAGGCGAGGAAGAUGAGAUGAAGAUCUAUGGCUACACGUUUUGCCGGUGGAAGAUGGUCCUGGUGGCUGUGGGGGUGCUGUGCACGGGCGGCUUCCUCCUCCUCCUCCUCUACUGGAUGCCUCAGUGGCGGGUGAAGGCGACGUGCAGGAGGACUUCCCUCCGAGGCAGCAAAGUGGUUCUGCUGCGGACAACAGAUGAAUUCCAGACAUGGUUUUGUGCAAAGGUUCGCAUUGUGCUUUCUUUGGGGCCCAAUCUGUUGCAGACUCCAAAAUAUGCAUUGGAGAAGAUGACAAAUGGCUGCAGUGGUCAUUUGGACAUCAACCUGGCUGAAGAGGGCGAAAAUGAUUUGAACAGACGAUCCCAGGCUCACCUACAGGAGAUCCGUUAUUUCACCCACCACAGCGUGAAGUAUUUCUGGAAUGACGCCAUGCAGAACUUCAGCUCCAUAAAGGGUCUGGAUGACUCCACUUCCUGUUCGUCAAUCCAUAAUGAACACAGCGCAGGGCUGACCAAGGGGAUGCGAGAUUACAGAAAAUUAUUCUACGGAGUAAAUGAAAUUGCCGUGAAAGUGCCUUCCGUUUUUAAACUUUUGAUUAAGGAGGUCCUCAACCCUUUUUACAUUUUCCAGCUGUUCAGUGUGAUCUUGUGGAGCACAGAUGAAUAUUACUACUAUGCAGCAGCCAUUGUGAUAAUGUCUCUGAUCUCUGUUGUUAGCUCACUGUAUACCAUCCGGAAGCAAUACAUGAUGCUUCAUGACUUGGUAGCUGCUCACAGCGUCAUCCGGGUGUCGGUCAGCAGAGCAAACCAAGGCGUGGAGGAGAUCCUUUCCACGGAGCUGGUGCCUGGGGACGUCAUUGUGGUCCCUCUGAACGGGAUGAUCAUGCCUUGCGAUGCGGUGCUCCUCAGCGGGACCUGCAUCGUGAACGAGAGCAUGCUGACAGGCGAAAGCGUUCCCGUCACAAAGACCAACCUGCCAAACCCGACUCAGGAGCCCAAGGGGGGCCUGGCGGACGAGGUGUACAGUCCCGAGGGGCACCGGAGGCACACCUUGUUCUGCGGCACGACCGUCAUCCAGACCCGCUUCUACACCGGGGAGCUGGUCAAAGCCAUCGUGGUCAGGACAGGCUUCAGUACUUCUAAAGGGCAGCUGGUCCGCUCCAUCUUGUACCCGAAGCCCACGGAUUUCAAGCUCUACCGAGAUGCCUACAUGUUCCUGCUCUGCCUGGUGGGGGUGGCAGGGGUCGGCUUCCUCUACACCAUUGUCAUCAGCAUUCUCCACAAGGUCUCAGCCGACAUCAUCAUCAUCGAGUCUCUGGACAUCAUCACCAUCACGGUGCCGCCCGCUCUUCCUGCCGCCAUGACGGCGGGGAUCGUUUAUGCACAACGGCGGCUGAGGAAGAUUGGCAUCUUCUGCAUCAGUCCUCAGAGGAUCAACAUUUGCGGCCAGCUGAACCUCGUGUGCUUUGACAAGACAGGCACCCUUACCGAAGACGGCCUGGAUCUCUGGGGAAUCCAGAGGGUUGAAAACGCUCGUUUCCUCUUGCCAGAGCAAAGCGCUUGCAGCGAGAGCCUCGUCAAGUCGCCUUUCAUUGCCUGCAUGGCAACCUGUCACUCCCUGACCAAAAUCGAUGGAGUCCUUUCAGGAGAUCCGCUUGACUUGAAGAUGUUUGAAGCCACUGGAUGGAUUCUCGAAGAAGCGACGGAGGAGGAAACCGCCCUCCACAACCGCAUCAUGCCCACCGUGGUCCAGCCACCCAAGCAGCUUCUUCCCGACCCAAAGCCGGCAGCUGACAAGGAAAUGGAGCUCUUUGAACUUUCGGCCAGUUACGAGAUUGGCAUCGUGCGGCAGUUUCCCUUUUCCUCCGCUCUGCAACGGAUGUGCGUGGUGGCCAGAGCCCUCGGGCAGAAGAGGAUGGAUGCCUAUGCCAAAGGGGCUCCGGAGGUGGUUGCCGGACUGUGCAAGCAAGAGACAGUGCCCGUGGAUUUUGAGAGGGUGUUGGAGGAGUACACCAGGCAGGGCUUCCGUGUCAUUGCCCUUGCUCACAGGAGGCUGGAGUCCAAACUGACCUGGCACAAAGUCCAGAAUGUCGCCCGAGAUGCCAUUGAGGGCAACAUGGAUUUCCUGGGUUUAAUUGUCAUGCAGAAUAAGCUCAAGCAAGAAACCCCAGCUGUGCUUGAAGUUCUGCACAAAGCCAAUAUCCGCACAGUCAUGGUGACAGGUGACAACAUGCUGACUGCCAUCUCUGUGGCCAGGGACUGUGGGAUGAUUCUACCUCAAGAAAAGGUGAUCAUUGCUGAAGCCCUGCCCCCGAAGGAUGGCCAGACCGCCAGGAUCAACUGGCAUUAUGCAGAUGCCCUCGCCAAAGGCACCGAUUCCCCACCAGCCAUUAACUCAGAGGAUAUCCCCGUCAAAUUGCCCCCCGAGAGACUCGAGGACUCCCACGUGACCAAGUACCACUUUGCGAUGAACGGAAAGUCCUUUGCUGUCAUCCAGGAGCAUUUCCAGGACCUCGUCCCAAAGCUUGUGUUGCAUGGCACAGUGUUUGCCCGUAUGGCACCGGACCAGAAAACCCAGCUGGUGGAGGCUUUGCAAAACGUAGAUUACUACGUGGGCAUGUGUGGCGACGGGGCAAACGACUGCGGGGCACUGAAGAGGGCACACGGUGGCAUUUCCCUCUCGGAGCUGGAGGCCUCUGUGGCGUCUCCCUUCACCUCCCGGACACCCAGCAUCUCCUGUGUGCCAAGUCUGAUCAGGGAAGGCCGGGCUGCUUUAAUAACCUCCUUCUGUGUGUUCAAAUUCAUGGCUUUGUACAGUAUUAUCCAGUACGUCAGUGUCACCCUGCUGUAUUCUAUCCAGAGCAACCUGGGAGAUUUCCAGUUCCUCUUCAUUGAUCUCGCAAUAAUUCUGGUGGUGGUCUUCACCAUGAGCCUGAAUCCUGCCUGGAAGGAGCUUGUGGCACAGAGGCCGCCCUCCGGCCUCAUCUCGGCUCCCCUCCUCUGCUCCGUCCUCUCCCAGAUCCUCAUCUGCCUUGGCUUCCAGACACUGGGCUUCCUGUGGGCCAGGCAGCAGCCCUGGUAUGAGACCUGGACCCCUCACUCAGACGCCUGCAAUGUUUCUAGGGGUCCCUUUGCCAACGCCUCGCAGCACAAGAACAAGACCCUCCACGACGAGCACAACAUCAGGAACUACGAGAACACGACGGUCUUCUUCAUCUCCAGCUUCCAGUACCUCAUUGUGGCUGUGGCCUUUUCCAAAGGGAGGCCCUUCAGGCAGCCUUGCUACAAAAACUAUCUCUUCGUUAUCUCUGUGAUCGUUCUGUAUGCCUUCGUCCUUUUCGUCCUGCUGCAUCCCCUGCAGCCCAUCGACUGGUUCCUUGAGCUGGUCUGCGUGCCGUAUCCGUGGCGAGUCCGGAUUCUCCUCAUCGUUGUCGUCAACGCCUUUGUCUCCCUUCUGGUGGAGAAUUUCCUCCUUGACACCAUCCUUUGGAAAGUUGUCUUCCACCGAGACAAGCAAGGGGAAAACCGCCUAGGCUCCUCCUCCUCCUCCUCUUCUUCCUUCUCCUCUUCCUCCCACCCAUCACAGGAGGCCUUGGGGUGCUGCCGCGGCUGCGCCCUCCCCUCGCUGCUGGGCUUCCGGAAGAGGAAGAAGCCCCCGAAAGCCAAAUACGUUCACUUGGCCCAGGAGCUGCUGGUGGACCCCGAGUGGCCGCCCAGGCCCUGCACCACGACGGAGGCCAAGGCCCCCCCUGCCCACCAGAACGGCGCCUGCCAGGUCAUCACCGUCACGUAGCAGCAGCCUGGCUGCUUGCC
Molecule: messenger RNA, 4047 nt
Organism: Podarcis raffonei (Aeolian wall lizard)
Lineage: Eukaryota; Metazoa; Chordata; Lepidosauria; Squamata; Lacertidae
Gene: ATP13A3
Product: ATPase 13A3
Exons: 33
Coding region: 209-4027 (1272 amino acids)
Biological process (GO): polyamine transmembrane transport; intracellular calcium ion homeostasis
Cellular component (GO): late endosome membrane
Molecular function (GO): P-type ion transporter activity; polyamine transmembrane transporter activity; ATPase-coupled monoatomic cation transmembrane transporter activity
Source: RefSeq, a predicted model, not a curated record